AUUUUAAUUCUGUUGGCGAAUUCAAUACCUAUUUUUUAUUCGGCUGGUAGUAUUUGUCGUAGAGGAAGUAGCUACCGCCGCCAAUCCGGUUUUCCUUUUGCCGCCACCACCAGCACCUCCUCCUCCACUCCAGGGUUUGUUUCUGAGCUACUGAUACCGUAGCAAUGGAUAGUGGUACCAAAGAGCAGUCCCAUAAGUCUCACCGGUCCCGUCAAUCCGGUCCUUCCGCCAAGAAGAAGGCCAAACCCGGUAGCAAGAAGGGCGGCAUCUCUGACCACCAGAAAAAGCACAACCCUAAGGCUUUUGCAUUUAGUUCUACGGAGAAAGCCAAGCGACUGCAGUCGCGUGCUACUGAGAAAGAGCAGCGUAGGCUUCAUGUCCCAACUAUUGACCGUAACAUUGGAGAACCAGCCCCGUAUGUUGUUCUUGUCCAGGGCCCUCCCAAGGUGGGGAAGUCACUUCUCAUAAAGUCACUUGUUAAGCAUUACACCAAGCAUAACCUUCCCGAAGUCAGAGGCCCCAUUACAAUUGUAUCAGGUAAGCAAAGGCGGCUACAAUUUAUGGAGUGCCCAAAUGAUAUUAAUGGCAUGAUUGAUGCUGUAAAGUUUGCUGAUUUAGCGUUGCUUCUCAUUGACGGAAGCUACGGCUUUGAAAUGGAAACCUUUGAGUUUCUUAAUGUCUUGCAAGUGCAUGGAUUCCCUAAGGUUAUGGGAGUUCUUACACAUAUUGAUAAAUUCAAGGAUGUAAAGAAACUUAAAAAAACAAAGCAACGGCUCAAGCAUCGAUUCUGGACUGAAAUAUAUGAUGGGGCUAAACUAUUUUAUUUAUCUGGUCUAAUCCAUGGAAGGUAUCACAAACGCGAGAUUCAUAAUCUUGCAAGGUUCAUUUCUGUUAUGAAGUUUCACCCUUUGUCUUGGCGAACUUCUCAUCCUUAUGUCUUGGUAGACCGUUUUGAGGAUGUGACACCUCCAGAAAGAGUGGAGAUGAAUAAUAAGUGUGACAGAAAUGUCAUCUUGUAUGGUUAUCUGCGAGGCUGUAAUUUGAAGCAAGGAACAAAGGCAUGCAUUCCUAAAUCUUUUCUUAUGUUAUUGUUUUCUAAGGUUUAA
Molecule: messenger RNA, 1106 nt
Organism: Ilex paraguariensis (yerba mate)
Lineage: Eukaryota; Viridiplantae; Streptophyta; Magnoliopsida; Aquifoliales; Aquifoliaceae
Source: the annotation of a GenBank genome assembly